Molecule: messenger RNA, 1185 nt
Organism: Ricinus communis (castor bean)
Lineage: Eukaryota; Viridiplantae; Streptophyta; Magnoliopsida; Malpighiales; Euphorbiaceae
Exons: 2
Coding region: 226-813 (195 amino acids)
Molecular function (GO): mRNA binding
Source: RefSeq, a predicted model, not a curated record
GAGUGCUAUAGCAAUGCGAAGUGUGCUUUGACUGUCGUGGUAGCGGCUGUGGUCAAUCUCAAUCUCUAUCUUUUUUUCUUUUGAACUGAUCUCAGCUCUCGGAGAACAGAAGCAAAGCGCAACCCCCUCCUACCCUUUAUCCUUUUCCUUUUUCUGUUUUCUUUCUUUUCUUUUUUCCCACUUCAGUUCACUUUAAUAUCGCACCAGACAAAACAAAAGCCAAAUAUGAGUCGUAAGAGAGACAACCCCUACUUCUCGCGCCACGACCGUGUUCCCUUCCCAAAGAGGCGUCGUCCUCUACCUCCUCAUCCUCCACCAUCCGCCGAAGAUGAAAUCGACAAGCCCACCCCGAAGCCUCAGUCACCCCCUGCGGUGGUGGUAAUGGGGCUGCCAACGAAUUGCUCGGUUCUUGACCUGAAAUCAAGAUUCGAGAUCUACGGUGAAAUAUCUCGCACUCGCAUCGAUCGUGAUGUAGCGCUCAUCACCUUCCGUACUAGGGACUCGGCUGAAGCUGCAAUUGCUGCUGCACUUGAUACUUCCUUUGGUAUCACGAUUGGUUCCAAAAGGGUACAAGUGUUAUGGGCCACAGAUCCGCUUGCUCAAUGGAGGGAAGGAGUUGGGGUUGGAGGUAACAAGGAAAGUGGGUCAUCCUCUAAACUAUUGCGAUCUGAGAUACCUUUAAGCAGACAUGGGAGAGGUAAUAAGCUUGCUUCCGCUAUUGUAAACCCAAAAAGUAGUAAUAGUGAUGCUUCUUCUGUGUUAGACGUGCCUUUCAAAGGCAGGGAGAUUGUUGCUUAUGAUGAUAUCCUCUAGCAAAUUGCUUUUCUCAUUGUUAAAGGGGUUAUGCUCUCUUGUACCAUUAGUAUGCCUCUGUUUCUAGUGAUGGAUAGGAUCUGAAGUGUGUCUAGAAGUUGCAUAGAAGGGUAGCAACUUAGAAGAAAUUAGUUAGGAAUUUGGAUGCUACAUUGCUCUUUGGCUUUAUAAGGUGUUUUUAUAUUGGUCCUGACAUGUAGCAAGUUCUAUUUUAAUCUUGAUUGAUCGUGGCUUUGUAUUUUUUUUUUCUCUUUUUGCAAUUGUAAGUUUUCUUUAGCGUUAAUGUACAUGUAUCAUAUCUUCAAUAAUUAGAUAAUUGUGGACCAGAAAUGAUUUGCAGUUUUCCUUCUAUAUAUUGAUGGUUGCUUUUUA